AUGACUCAAGCACAACUCAUAGCGCACUAUUUUUCUGAUUCUGAUAAUGACAUUGAUAUGGAAACGCAACCUUCCAUUGACAAUGAAACAAUUGAAAGAAAAAAGCAAAACAGGCGAAAAUGGCUUCCAUUAUGCACGUACAAUGAUAAGAAUGAUGUUAUUAAGAAAAUCAAGGAUGAUGGUAUAUGGAGCAAAACACAUACGAAUAUCACCAACGAAGGAAAACGGACUUAUUAUAGGUGUAACCAAGUUAAACGACGUGGAAAACAAUGUCCAGCUAGUAUUCAUGUUUUAUAUCAUAGUGAAAAUGAAUGUGUUACAAUAUACAAAACAGAAGAUGAUCGUUUACAUAACGAACCAAGAUCUAUUGGUAUUAAUCAACAAUCAAAAGAAGUAAUAUGCGAAUUAUUCAAAAUGAAAAUCAAACCAAAACGUAUACUAGAAAUAUUAGAAGAAAAAGCUCUANUCCACUAUCACCUCAAAAUCCCGACCAACGUUUAG
Rotaria sp. Silwood2 is the source of this 501-nucleotide messenger RNA. The record is from the annotation of a GenBank genome assembly. NCBI's taxonomy places the organism in Eukaryota, Metazoa, Rotifera, Eurotatoria, Philodinida, Philodinidae.